Messenger RNA from Drosophila albomicans, 2539 nucleotides. It is a transcript of the gene hid, whose product is annotated as cell death protein hid. Lineage: Eukaryota; Metazoa; Arthropoda; Insecta; Diptera; Drosophilidae. Bases 718 to 1995 code for a protein of 425 amino acids. The record is from RefSeq and is a predicted model, not a curated record. The transcript is spliced from 4 exons.
UGCGGAUACUCGGACUGUGUGUGACUCGCAUUGCGCCGCACAGCGCAGACAGUUUAGCUCCGUUCGGUUCAGUUCAGUUCAGCCGCGAAGCGAGUAAGACGUGUUUUCUCCUCAACCCAAAAACAAAACAGAAAAAUUUAAUACAAACACCCAAACAUAACAACACUGAAAACAAAGUUGGAUAAGAAGAAAAAUCCGAAGUUUGAAGUUUUACACACACACACACACGACACGUUUUAAGUGCUUCCAGUCUCUUCUGCCAUUUUUUGUGUUUUUAAAUAAAUUGCGCGAGCUUUAUGAGAAAUGCGAACAAAGUCAAAUCAAACUCAACUAACAAUAAAAAACGAAAAGUGUACUAAACAAAUAUAUCAAUGAAAUAAAGAAUCUUUUUGAAAAUACUUUGAAGAGUGUUUUGUGCUGAAAAUGCUGCCAUUCUUAAUGUUCAAAAUAUUGCACAAGAAAUACAAAAUCAAUUAACAAAUCGACAAGUGCACGCCCAAAAAAACAACAACACAUAAAACAGAGACAACAACAGAAAAGUUCUUUAGAGCCAGAGAAUAUAGUAUAUAAAGCAGGCAGAGCAGGACAAAAGUUGUGUUUCGAUAACAAAUUCGAUAACCACAGACUGUGUGCAGUGCAUAAACCGCAGGAGUUUUUGGUCCUCAACGAACGACAAUAACAACAACACCAACGACACCAACAACAACAACAAUAACAAUGGCCGUGCCCUUUUAUCUGCCCGAGGGCGGCAACGAUGACAUUGCCUCGAGUUCAGCGGGCACCUCGGGCAUCUCCUCCUCCUCCUCCUCCUCCGCGUCGUCGUCGUCUACUUCAUCAUCGUCGGCAUCCGGCUCGUCGGCAGCAUCAUCGUCAUCCUCCUCCUCUUCGUCCUCCUCCUCCUCUUCCUCGUCGGGUGUUUCGUCGGAUGGCGCCAGCAGCAUCGCCUCACAGUCCCCAAACACAACGAGCUCGGCCACGCAGACGCCGAUGCCAUCGCCAUUGACAAUGCCCAACGACCAAGUGCUGACCGCCCUCUGUGAAUGGUAUCAACAGCAUCUCCAUCAACGCUACCAGUUCAAUGGCAAUGCCACGGCUCCGCACAUUUUCCAGUACCCGACGCCGCCGAGUCCCUCGUGUUCGAUGGCUCAGUCACCGAGCUACACGGGCCCCGACUUCUUCUUUGCCCACCCCGGUGUCUCGGCCUCGCAUUUGGCACAUCCCCGCACACCGCGCACCAGCGUCAGCUUUGCGGCCGGCGAGGAGAUCCCCUACUUCCGGUCGCCAGCAUAUCCGGCGCCAUCGACACCACAGCCAAUGCCACGACAACCGCCGGCGCCGCAGUCGGCGCCACCGUUGCACUACAGUCACAGCUAUCCACAGCAAUCGACACACUUGCUGCCCCAUCAUCCGGCCUCCUCUGGCUCCAUCUCCGUCUCCUCAUCGACACAAUACGGCGGUCAUCCUCUCCCCGUUGGCGCCUACUAUGCCACCUACACGCCGCCACCGACACCGAACACGGCGAAUGCUUCCACCUCGACGCCCAGCUCAUCGUCGUAUCUACGGCACGGUCAUGGCUUAGGGCUGGCUUCGACUCCACUGGCGCCAAGCGGUCCCAAGAUGCGACUGCAUCGCAGCCAAUCGGAUGCGGCCAGACGCAAGCGACAGACCUCGACGGGGGAAGAUGAACGCGAGUAUCAGAGUGAUCACGAGACCAGCUGGGAUGAGCGGGACGAUCGUUAUGAUAAUUUCACGGCUGGACGAGAACGCCUUCAGGAGUUCAAUGGACGCAUACCGCCGCGCAAGAAGAAGAACAGCGGCAACGGUAAUCCGAACAAUAAUCAAAGCCACAAUGAAAGUCCUGAGAGCGAGGAAAACAACAGCGAGCAGCGAAAUGCAACGGAGAAGGAAAAGAAGAAGCAACAAAGCUUCACUUGGCCGACAGUUGUCACCGUCUUUGUGCUUGCCAUGGGCUGUGGAUUUUUUGCAGCACGAUGAGUGCCGAGCAAAAGCAACAACAACAACAACCAGAUGCGAGAACAUUAACAACAACAACAACAACAUUUACUUAAUGAUCCAUAGUGAAAUCGGCUAACAUAUAGAACAUUGUAAUCCCAUAUAAAUAUACAUUUAUAUAACAUAUACUAUUCAAUAAGUUUAUCAACGAAAAAUCGAGCUGUAAAAGGUAAAGUCAUAAAAUCGUACAGAAUCAACUGAUGAGAAACCCCUAAAAUAUAGUUGUGUAUAAAGUUAUGGACGGUUGACGGGACACAAGAACAAUAUAUAUAUAUAUAUACAUAUAUUCAUACUAUAUACACAUACGAUAUGUGUACAUUCAACGUACUAUAUUCUAAAUUACUUCUCUCAAAACGAAUAGACUAUCCAUUUAAGAACUACUUAAGAAAACAUUCAAACUGCUCAAUUGCAAACUGUAGACUGGCUAAAGACUAAACAAAAAACAAAAUACAGAUAUUUUUGCUAAAAAAAAAACAAAUUACAAACUUAAAUACAUAUUUUUUGGUAACGCUUUUUGGCUAAAGAC